AUGAGUAACUACGUGGAACGAAUGUCAGUGCAGUACCAGAACUUCUCCCAAGGAGCCGAUCCCCUGAUCGACAGCUGGUUCCUGAUGCAGAGCCCGGGCCCGGUGCUCUCCAUCACCGGCCUGUACUUGCUGUUUGUCCUGUGGUUCGGACCGCGCUGGAUGGAGCGGCGCAAGCCGUACGAGCUGAAGCUCACGCUGAUCGCCUACAACGCAGUCCAGGUCGUCGUGUCCAGCUUCUUUUUCCUCUACCCGUUCUUUACCGGACUGUUCUCCCGGUACCUGUCGCUGACGUGCGGUGCGUCGAUGACGGGCGUCAGCAAAGAACUCCAGCUGACGGUAUGGAACGGUGCCUGGAUGUACCUGAUGCUGAAAAUCGUCGAGCUGCUGGACACGGUUUUCUUCGUGCUGCGCAAGAAGCAGAAUCAGGUCUCGUUCCUGCACGUGUACCAUCACACGAUAAUGGUGCUCUUUACGUGGUUCUACUUGAAGUACAUUCCCGGAAUGGAGGCCGCCUUCAUCGGAGUGCUCAACUCGUUCGUGCACAUCAUUAUGUACACGUACUACCUGAUAGCCGCCCUGGGGCCACGGUACCAGAAGUAUCUCUGGUGGAAGCGCUACAUGACCACACUGCAGUUGCUGCAGUUCGGCAUUAUGCUGUGCUAUUUCGGGCUCAUCAACGGCAUGCAGUGUGCGGUGCCGCGGGCGCUAACGUACUUUUUCGUCAGCAAUAUUACCAUCUUCCUGUUUCUGUUCAUUAACUUCUAUCGCAAGGCGUACCAGAGCCGGGCCAUGAAGCGAGACUGA
Messenger RNA from Anopheles bellator, 804 nucleotides. It is a transcript of the gene bond, whose product is annotated as elongation of very long chain fatty acids protein 4. NCBI's taxonomy places the organism in Eukaryota, Metazoa, Arthropoda, Insecta, Diptera, Culicidae. Gene Ontology annotation, biological process: sphingolipid biosynthetic process; fatty acid elongation, polyunsaturated fatty acid; fatty acid elongation, saturated fatty acid. Gene Ontology annotation, cellular component: endoplasmic reticulum membrane. Bases 1 to 804 code for a protein of 267 amino acids. The transcript has 4 exons. Gene Ontology annotation, molecular function: fatty acid elongase activity. The record is from RefSeq and is a predicted model, not a curated record.